Calidris pugnax (ruff) is the source of this 4391-nucleotide messenger RNA. RefSeq names its product scavenger receptor class F, member 1 (gene SCARF1). Gene Ontology annotation, molecular function: scavenger receptor activity. Bases 312 to 3260 code for a protein of 982 amino acids. The record is from RefSeq and is a predicted model, not a curated record. The transcript has 11 exons. Lineage: Eukaryota; Metazoa; Chordata; Aves; Charadriiformes; Scolopacidae.
CCCAGGGCCCCCCCCCCUCCCGUCAAGGGAGCUGGCCUUGGGUAGGAAAAAGGUGUUUCCUGUGCAUCUGCUGACACAAAGCUCCUGGGGAGCCGGCGAGGUGGGAUGGCAGCCAGCAGCGGUUCAAAGGCCAGCCUGGGGAAGGCCACGUCCCCAUGGAGAAUGUGGAGACCCCACCUCUCAGCCCCUGCCAGGGGGUUGGUUGGCAGCGCCAUGGGGCAGCUCACGAGGGUUGGGGCAGGAAGAGGCAGUGGACACCUCAUGUGGGUUGGGGGGACGUUGGCUAAAACAGCUUUUGAGGGCAAUGGAGGAUGGCACAAGGGGAGCGGGACGACCACAGGUGGGAUGUCCAGGUAGGCACCAGUCCAUGCGUGGCUGGUCUGAGCCUCUGGAUACCCAUGUCUGCUGCUAGGGUGGUGGCAAGGGCCAAAAAUAGCCCUUUUCAGCGGCAUUCCCUGCCUCCCCCUCCCCGCCGCACCCCUGACGUCUGGAUCGGGGCGCCUCCUCCCACAUUUCCUCAGGAAGAAACCCAAGGCUGGUGGGAGGAAGAGGCCGCUCCGCAGGAGGGACAGGACGGGACAGACGGACACCGGCGUGGGGCUGAGGAGCUGCUGGGACUUGGGCCGUCGUGCUCCGCCGGGAUGGGGAGCGCCCGGCCCAUCCUCUUCCUCCAGCUGUGGCUGUGGGUGCAGAGCUCUGCCCAGGAGCUCGACCCCGACGGCAGGAAUGUCUGCAGGCUCCCCGCCGGCCCGGCGUGCUGCCCCGGCUGGAAGCAGGAAGGGCAGGAGUGCACGGCCGCUCUCUGCGAGGGGGAGGAUGCCUGCAAGGAGGACGAGGUCUGCGUGAGACCUGGGGUUUGUCUCUGCAAACCCGGCUUUUUUGGAGCAGACUGCAGUUCCCGCUGCCCUGAGCAGUACUGGGGUCCCGACUGCAAGCGGACCUGCCCCUGCCACCCCAACGGGCGCUGCGACCCUGUGAGCGGGCACUGCACCUGCGACCCCAACCACUGGGGAGGGCUCUGCCAGUUCCCCUGCCAGUGUGGCCCCCACGGCCGCUGCGACCCCCUCACCGGUGCCUGUCGCUGCGAGCCGGGCUGGUGGGCACCCACCUGCAAGAAGCAAUGUCAGUGCAACCCCGCCAGCUCCCACUGCGACCCCCUCACCGGGCACUGCCGCUGCCUGCCGGGCUGGUGGGGCAGGAGGUGCAGCUUCAAAUGCUCCUGCAACCUCUCGCCCUGUGCCCAGGAGACGGGCAAGUGUGAAUGCAAGGCUGGGUUUUGGGGGCCGGCCUGCCAGCGGCGCUGCGACUGCUUGCACGGCUCCUGCAGCCCCCUCAGCGGCCACUGCAGCUGCAUCCCCGGCUACCAGGGCAGGAGCUGCCGGGAGCCCUGUCCAGCGGGGAAAUAUGGGUCCCAGUGUGUGCACAGCUGCGGGAACUGCAAGCGCAGCCAGCCCUGCUCACCCGUGGAUGGCUUCUGCCUGGCCUGCCAGCCCGGCUGGAACGGGACCCUCUGCAAGGAGCCCUGUGCCCCCGGUUUCUACGGCGAGGACUGCCUCCAGCCGUGUCCCCGCUGCCGGCAAGGGGAGGUCUGCGACCCAGAGACCGGGUCCUGCCAGCACUGUGAGCCCGGCUGGACGGGACCCAGCUGCAACAGCUCCUGCCCCGCGGGCACCUUCGGCGAUGGAUGCCAGUUCCUCUGCCCCGAGUGCGUUGUGGGGAGCUGUGACCCCGAGUCAGGAGCUUGUCUCUGCCAGGCUGGGUACUGGGGAGCCAGCUGCAACGACACCUGUCCGGAGGGGUAUUUUGGAGUGAACUGUUCCUCGCCCUGCCAGUGCUCCCGGGGGACCUGCCACCCUGUGCGGGGUGACUGCGUGUUGAGUUUGAAGGACCAUGGGGCCCUCGCAGCCGCCAUCCUUGUUCCUCUCCUGCUGCUCCUGCUCUGUGUCACCUGCUGUUGCUGUGGAGCUGGCCCAGCAGAUUCUAGAGACAGGGCGGCCGUGCCAGAUGAUGACGUGGUGGCCAGGAUGAAGCACCACGUGCGGGGGGUGAUGGCCAACCUCAGCGCUAUGAUGCCCUGCUUUUCCCUGGGCGGCUACAAACUUCCCAAAGUCACAGUUUCCCACCACGACACAGAAAUCCCCUUCAACCCGAGCUUCAUCGAGCCGCCAUCAGCUGCGUGGGCUUCAGACAGCUCCUUCUCCUCCUUCGACACCGACAACGAGGGACCCGAGUACUCUGUUCCUCCCAGAGAAGGCAUCCCGCUGCUGGGGGGGGCUGAGCUGCAGGAUGGGGCAUCCCCCCCUGCCGAGGUGCUCCCAGACCCAUCUGCCUUCGACUCCGAGGACGUCUCGCAGCCCUUUGCCAUCCCUCGCACCUCCAGCCUCGCCAAGGCCAAGCGGCCCUCCGUGUCCUUUGCCGAGGGGACGAAAUUUGGGGCAGCGGAGACCCCAAGCCUCGGGCGGAAGCCCAAGACCCCGUGGGGCCCAUCCAAGCUGUCCUCAGCGCCGGGGGACACAGCAGCUGAGCCCCCCGCUGAACAACCAGCCAGCGAUUGCUACGAGACCCCCGAGCCCCUUAGCAAGGUGGAAGAAAGCCACCGGCCAUCACCCCGGCCCACCCCAGGGGGACGCCGGCGGGUGGUCUCUGGCACCAGGCAUGUGGCCCAGAGAGUGGAGGCGCUUGAAGCGGCUGCAAAAUCUGGCAGCUGGGAAGCAAAAGGGAAGGACCCCAACGUCACCACCAUCUACAUGAUGGUGGGAACAGCCGGGCAGGACCCCAAGGUGGAGGGUGGUGGCGAGGGACCGGUCCAGGCUGUGCUCAAGCGGCUGGGCAGCUUGCAGAAGGGCAAAUGGGGUGCGAAGGAGGAGCCCAAGGUGAGGAGGAGCAUUGAAGCCAUCCAGAAACCACCCCGCCGGGCCCUGGCGCAGGGCAGAGACUCGGUGAAUAGUUGCAAGCAGAGGGAGAGUGUCCCAGGGGCUCUCACUGAGUCAUCCCCUGGCAAGAACCAGAAUCUCCCUGGGAAGAGACGGUCCUUCCUUUUCAUGUCUCCCUCGCCAAAAAGCACCGGGGCACAGGAUGGGGCUGGAGAUGCUGCAGGUGCCACAGACAGGAGCAAAAGUCCUGAGUUAGCCCUUAGCCUGGAAACAAAGGGACAGGCUGUCCCAGAGGAAGAGCCGAAAUAUGAGAAUGUGACCAGCGGCAGCGCCGAUUCCACCCCCAGCCCCGCCGAUGAGCCACCGGCCACCCCUGUGGCCACCUGAGCCACCACAGCCUGGGCUGGGGCAGCAGGAGCCCAGGAGGCCCCUCUGACCCCAGUGUGUGGGGAGCCAAGGUCCUCCUCCCAGUUGUGAACUGGACACACAUCGAGCCCAUUCACCCCCUUUCCUCUGCGCUGUGUUGCUGGCAUGGACCCUCAGGACAGGUGACGCUGAGAUCCUCAGCGGUGGCAGCCCCACGGGGUUGCAGUGCUUCAGGGCUGUUUUCUGCCCACCCUGCCCUGUCUGUCCCAUUUUGUGUCUGCCACAGUCUGGAGGGACAGCGAUGCUAUGGAGGAAGUGGUGGCAUCUUCUGGUCCCUGUCGGCUCAGGGGGACACAUCCUCCUCGUAAAUGGAAGUGGGGCUGCUUGGAGGCUCAGCUGGGAAAUGCACAGGAAAAAAAACAGUUUCACCCCAUCAGCUUUCGCCUUUCCCUGUCCCAGCUCCACUAAUGCUGCUCGGAGCCUCUUGCUGUAAAGGUGCUUCUUGCUGGAGGGGAUUAUUUUGUGGAGCUGGGCUGGAGGGAGGUGACGGGCUGUCACAAGCAGGUUCAGCGAAAAUUAAUAUCAGCUGCUUAUCUCAAAAGGGAUCUGGGUCUGCAGGGGUUUAUCCGUGUGGCUCUGGCUGCUUUCGUUUCCAUGUACAUGCGCAGCACAUGCAAAAGCUCGUGGCACGGCACGGGGUUUAUCGACGGCCUUUUAAACUCCACGCGAUACCAAGCUGCAAUUGUGCAAGAGCAGACGUGGCAGCUGGGCUGUGACCAUCAACCUGUGCACCCAGUGCUGUUCUAGCCCUGAUAAGGACAAAAGUUACCCAGAAAAUGGUAUUUCCCUGGGUGCCUGAAGCUCCUACUGGCUCCCCCGCCUUGCUCCUGCUGCGGCGUCGCAUCGCCAUGGGUGGCUGAGAUGCAGUGAAGGUGCUGCAGCAUCACCACCUCACCAGGAGGACCUCGGGCUGCCCGAGUGAGAUGGGAACAAAGUCUCUGCCACCCAAGGCAGGCGAGACGCCAACGAGGAUUUGCAGCACGAACCGGUUGUAGAUGUAUCUAAGUGGUAGAAGUUUCUUGUAUAUUUUUCUCUUCUUUCACAUGGCAUGAAAGCCUCUGAAUGAAAAUUAAAUGUUACCAAAGCCCUUCA